AUGAAUACGACGAAUACCACCACCAUGAAUACUACUACUCUUUCGUCGUCUCUUUCGUCGCAACAACAGACGAAGUCGUCGAUGGAAUACACGCAGCACAUGUUCGCGGGCGCGUUCGCCGGGACGAUGGAACACACGGUGAUGUUCCCGGUGGAUACCGUGAAGACGCGAAUGCAACUGGUCGCCGCCGCGUCUUCUUCUUCUUCUGCUUCUUCGUCUUCUUCUUUAACGAGUAGUAGUAGCAGUACGAGUAGUUCUAUAAAUAUGAUUAAAAGCACGAUACCGAACGCGAUUCGAUCGAUCUUGAAAACCGACGGGGUGAAAGGUCUGUAUCGAGGCGUCGUCGCUGGUGGGUUAGGGGCUGGGCCGGCGCACGCGGUGUAUUUCGCCACGUACGAGUACGGGAAGAAGAUGUUUCGUUUAAACCCGAUAGGAUCAUCAUCAUCAUCAUCGUCAUCGUCAUCAGCGUACGGCGAGUUUGUGGCAGACGCGAGCGCGGGGGCGUUAGCGACGAUUGUAGGAGACGCGGUGCAAACGCCGUUGGAUACGGUGAAACAGAGGAUGCAAAUGCAAUUAGGCGGGAACUGUCCGAGCGAGGUGAAGGCGAUGAGCGGGGAAGGUAUCGGCGGCGGCAGUAGUAGUAGUAGAAUUAGUAUGAAUAGUAUUUCUAGUAGUAGUAGCAAUACCACCGGGCCUGCGGCGACGAGAAAGUUUAAAAGCGCGUUUGACGCGCUGAGAACAAUCGUUAGGAACGAAGGCGCGCACGUUUUAUACCGAUCGUAUCCGACAACGUUGAUUAUGAACGUGCCGUUCACGGCCAUUCACGUCGGUUUAUACGAAAGCGCGAAGAGAGCGUUAAAGAUUGAAGAGGAAGACGAGGGUUUUCGAACGCAAUUUUUAGCCGGCGGUUUCGCGGGAGGCAUCGCCGGGUUUUUGACCACGCCGAUGGACGUCGUCAAGACUCGAAUGCAAACGCACUGCGAGGUAGCCUUGGGGUGCGACGUGAGCAAAACCGUGGAAACGGCGACGGCGAACCAAACGUGCGCCGUUCGAGGCGAUCCAAAGUUGUGCGUUUCAACAACAACAUCUUCGACGCCGACGCCGACUGCGCCGCCGCUCUCGUCGUCGUCUCGAAGCGUCUACGCGUCCGCCAACGCUUUCAAAGUCGCUCGACACGUCGCCGAACGCGAAGGCGCAAAAGCUUUGUUCUCCGGCGCUACCGCUCGCGUCCUCUUCCACGUUCCAGCCGCGGCUAUUUGUUGGACCGCGUACGAGUUCAUGAAGAGGAAUUUAGGCAUCGAGGUUGAUCCGUCGUCCGCGCACUAA
Messenger RNA from Bathycoccus prasinos, 1326 nucleotides. RefSeq lists its product with no specific name. Gene Ontology annotation, molecular function: ferrous iron transmembrane transporter activity. Gene Ontology annotation, cellular component: mitochondrial membrane. The transcript has a single exon. Gene Ontology annotation, biological process: iron import into the mitochondrion. Lineage: Eukaryota; Viridiplantae; Chlorophyta; Mamiellophyceae; Mamiellales; Bathycoccaceae. The record is from RefSeq and is a predicted model, not a curated record. Bases 1 to 1326 code for a protein of 441 amino acids.